Molecule: messenger RNA, 1273 nt
Organism: Salvia splendens (bonfire salvia)
Lineage: Eukaryota; Viridiplantae; Streptophyta; Magnoliopsida; Lamiales; Lamiaceae
Product: B3 domain-containing protein At5g25470
Exons: 6
Coding region: 45-1106 (353 amino acids)
Molecular function (GO): DNA binding
Source: RefSeq, a predicted model, not a curated record
UCAAGCUCCCAAAGACUUUGUUGCCCGUGGAUUCAAAAAAGAGGAUGUACGAGCUGAGGCACACAUCGUGGAAGGAUGGUGAAGUGAACUAUAAUGGAGGGUGGAAAGCCAUAUACCGAGCGGAUAUGUUGAAAAUAGUUUUCGUUUUUAAUUUUAUCAAAUUUGACUGUACUCAUCUUUGUGGAGCACUAAAGUUCAAUUUCUCGGUGCGAAAAAUGGUUAAUCGUCCAGCAUUCUUCAAGUUUUACGUGCCUUGGCUUGGUGAAGAAAAUCAGAAAAUCCCUCCAAGGUUUAUUCAAUCUCUUCCUGGAAACUGGCCGAUGAAUUUGUCACUUCGAGACCGUUAUAACAAUUUGUGGAAUGUGAAAGUGGAAAUGAUUGGCGGUGAUUGGUACUUUAAAGAUGGUUGGGCAAAAUUUGGUGAUGAUAAUAAGAUAAAAGGAGGGGAUAUGUUUAUCUAUGAGUAUUUCUCUCAUGGUUUACUUGACUUCAAAAUUCAUGGAGGCAAUGGUUGCUUAACUGAAGGUGCUGGAGGUCGGAUUACUCAUACACCUGAAUAUAGUCCUAUCGGUGAAGGACACGCACAUGAGAAUUACGAAGAUAAUGACGAUCAUGAUUCCCCGCCUAUGCCGCUGCCUGUGCCGCCUGUGCAGGUACAAGUACCCCCGCCCGAAGAAGAGAAUUCAAGGGAUGAUCAUAUUCAAGGGGAGCGAGUCACGGAUGGUGCGGCCAGUUCUACCAUAACAACCAGUCGCCACGACUGGUAUGGUGCAGAGCUCAUGAAAACCGGGUUCAUUCCACCGCCCCAGAAUCCUUAUUUCGUGACCAAAAAACGAAGAGGCAGAGCUUAUGAACUAUAUAUACCUGUGGAUGUGAUCAAACGCUUCAACCUGAGACUCCCUGAGAACGUGACGCUCAUCGACCCAAAUGGAAGGCAGUUUCAAGCCAAGCGCAAGAUGUGGGCGGACCGAAGGAUGUUCUACUCCGGAGGCUGGAAAAUCCUUUGUAUACAGAACAUGGUGGAAGACAACGACUCGUGCAUCUGCGAGUUCUUGUAUAACGCCGACGAUCUAUGCAUCAGCGUAAGCUUCUUUCCCCCAAAAUAGCAGCAAUGCUAGAAUGGAGUGGAUUAGAUUCGUAUUGAGGAGUUCACAUCUGUUUUAUAAUUUCAAUUAUCAAUAUGCACAUUGGAUGGAUUUACUGAACUAGUGAUUUAUCAGUGUAUAGUAAAUGCAUCUUAACAGAUAAAAACCAUAUAGUAUUAAUAAGAGAU